UCUCUAACACCUUCGUCCUCUCUAUCCGCCCUUCUUCUUCUCUAUCCGCCCUUCUUCCUCUCUAUCCGCCCUUCUUCCUCUCUAUCCGCCCUUCGUCCUCUCUAUCCGCCCUUCUUCCUCUCUAUCCGCCCUUCUUCCUCUCUAUCCGCCCUUCUUCCUCCCUAUCCGCCCUUCUUCCUCUCUAUCCGCCCUUCUUCCUCCCUAUCCGCCCUUCUUCCUCUCUAUUCGCCCUUCUUCCUCUCAAUCCGCCCUUCUUCCUCCCUAUCCGCCCUUCUUCCUCUCUAUCCGCCCUUCUUCCUCUCCAUCCGCCCUUCUUCCUCUCUAUCCGUCCUUCUUCCUCUCUAUCCGCCCUUGUUUGUCUCUAUCCGCCCUUCUUCCUCUCUAUCCGCCUUUCUUCCUCUCUAUCCGCCCUUCUUCCUCUCUAUCCGCCCUUCGUCCUCUCUAUCCGCCCUUCUUCCUCUCUAUCCGCCCUUCUUCCUCUCUAUCCGCCCUUCGUCCUCUCUAUCCGCCCUUCUUCCUCUCUAUCCGCCCUUCUUCCUCUCUAUCCGCCCUCCUUCCUCGCUAUCCGCCCUUCUUCUUCUCUAUCCGCCCUUCUUCCUCUCUAUCCGCCCUUCUUCCUCUCUAUCCGCCCUUCGUCCUCUCUAUCCGCCCUUCUUCCUCUCUAUCCGCCCUUCUUCCUCUCUAUCCGCCCUUCUUCCUCCCUAUCCGCCCUUCUUCCUCUCUAUCCGCCCUUCUUCUUCCCAUUCGCCCUUCUUCCUCUCUUUCCGCCCUUCUUCCUCUCAAUCCGCCCUUCUUCCUCCCUAUCCGCCCUUCUUCCUCUCUAUCCGCCCUUCUUCCUCUCCAUCCGCCCUUCUUCCUCUCUAUCCGUCCUUCUUCCUCUCUAUCCGCCCUUGUUCGUCUCUAUCCGCCCUUCUUCCUCUCUAUCCGCCUUUCUUCCUCUCUAUCCGCCCUUCUUCCUCUCUAUCCGCCCUUCGUCCUCUCUAUCCGCCCUUCGUCCUCUCUAUCCGCCCUUCUUCCUCUCUAUCCGCCCUUCGUCCUCUCUAUCCGCCCUUCUUCCUCUCUAUCCGCCCUUCUUCCUCUCUAUCCGCCCUCCUUCCUCUCUAUCCGCCCUUCUUCUUCUCUAUCCGCCCUUCUUCCUCUCUAUCCGCCCUUCUUCCUCUCUAUCCGCCCUUCUUCCUCUCUAUCUGCCCUUCUUCCUCCCUAUCCGCCCUUCUUCCUCCCUAUCCGCCCUUCUUCCUCUCUAUCCGCCCUUCUUCCUCUCUAUCCGCCCUUCUUCCUCUCUAUCCGCCCUUCUUCCUCUCUAUCCGCCCUUCUUCCUCCCUAUCCGCCCUUCUUCCUCCCUAUCCGCCCUUCUUCCUCUCUAUCCGCCCUUCUUCCUCCCUAUCCGCCCUUCUUCCUCUCUAUCCGCCCUUCUUCCUCUCAAUCCGCCCUUCUUCCUCUCUAUCCGCCCUUCUUCCUCUCUAUCCGCCCUUCUUCUUCUUUAUCCGCCCUUCUUCCUCUCUAUCCGCCCUUCUUCCUAUCAUUCCGCCCUUCUUCCUCUCAAUCCGCCCUUCUUCCUCUCUAUCCGCCCUUCUUCCUCUCUAUCCGCCCUUCGUCCUCUCUAUCCGCCCUUCGUCCUCUCUAUCCGCCCUUCUUCCUCUCUAUCCGCCCUUCGUCCUCUCUGUCCGCCCUUCUUCCUCUCCAUCUGCCCUUCGUCCUCUCUGUCCGCCCUUCUUCCUCUCUAUCCGCCCUUCUUCCUCUCUAUCCGCCCUUCUUCCUAUCACUCCGCCCUCCUUCCUCUCUAACCGCCCUUCUUCCUCUCUAUCCGCCCUUCUUCCUCCCUAUCCGCCCUUCUUCCUCUCUAUCCGCCCUUCUUCCUCUCUAUCCGCCCUUCUUCUUCUCUAUCCGCCCUUCUUAUUCUCUAUCCGCCCUUCUUCUUCUCUAUCCGCCCUUCUUCCUCUCUAUCCGCCCUUCUUCCUCUCUAUCCGCCCUUCUUCCUAUCAAUCCGCCUUCCUUCCUCUUUAUCCGCCCUUCUUCUCUAUCCGCCCUCCAUCCUCUUUAUCCGCCCUUCUUCCUCUCUCUCCGCCCUUCUUCCUCUCUAUCCGCCCUUCUUCCUCUCUAUCCGGCCUUCUUCCUCUCUAUCCGCCCUUCUUUCCUCUCUAUCCGCACUUCUUCCUCUCUAUCCGCCCUUCCUCCUCGCUAUUCCCCCUUCCUCCUCUCUAUCCGCCCUUCCUCCUCUCUAUCCGCCCUUCUUCCUCUCUAUCCGCCCUUCCUCCUCUCUAUCCGCCCUUCUUCCUCUCUAUCCGCCCUUCUUCUUCUCUAUCCGCCUUUCUUCCUCUCUAUCCGCCCUUCUUCCUCUCUAUCCGCCCUUCUUCUUCUCUAUCCGCCCUUCUUCUUCUCUAUCCGCCCUUCUUCCUCUCUAUCCGCCCUUAUUCCUAUCAAUCCGCCCUCCUUCCUCUCUAUCCGCCCUCCUUCCUCUCUAUCCGCCCUUCUUCCUCUCUAUCCGCCCUUCUUCCUCUCUAUCCGCCCUUCUUUCUUCUCUAUCCGCCCUUCUUCCUCUCUAUCCGCCCUUCUUCCUAUCUAUCCGCCCUUCUUCCUCCAUAUCCGCCCUUCUUCCUCCCUAUCCAACCUUCUUCCUCUCAAUCCGCCCUUCUUCUUCUCUAUCCGCCCUUCUUCUUCCCUAUCCGCCCUUCUUCCUCUCUAUCCGCCCUUCUUGCUCUCUAUCCGCCCUUCUUCCUCUCUAUCCGCCCUUCUUCCUCUCUAUCCGCCCUCCUUCCUCCCUAUCCGCCCUUCUUCCUCCCUAUCCGCCCUUCUUCCUCUCAAUCCGCCCUCCUUCCUCUCUAUCCGCCCUUCUUCCUCUCUAUCCGUCCUUCUUCCUCUCUAUCCGCCCUUCUUCCUCUCUAUCCGCCCUUCUUCUUCUCUAUCCGCCCUUCUUCCUCUCUAUCCGCCCUUCUUCCUCUCUAUCCGCCCUUCUUCUUCUCUAUCCGCCCUUCUUCUUCUCUAUACGCCCUUCUUCCUCUCUAUCCGCCCUUCUUCCUAUCAAUCCGCCCACCUUCCUCUCUAUCCGCCCUUCUUCCUAUCAAUCCGCCCACCUUCCUCUCUAUACGCCCUUCGUCCUCUCUAUCUGCCCUUCUUCCUCUCUAUCUGCCCUUCGUCCUCUCUAUCCGCCCUUCUUCCUCUCUAUCCGCCCUUCUUCCUCUCUAUCCGCCCUUCUUCCUUCCAAUCCGCCCUUCUUCUUCUCUAUCCGCCCUCCUUCUUCUCUAUCUGCCCUUCUUCUUCUCUAUCCGCCCUUCUUCCUCUCUAUCCGCCCUUCUUCUUCUUUAUCAGCCCUUCUUCCUCUCUAUCCGCCCUUCUUCCUCUCUAUCCGCCCUUCUUCCUACCAAUCCGCCCUCCUUCCUCUCUAUCCGCCCUCCUUCCUCUCUAUCCGCCCUCCUUCCUCUCUAUCCGCCCUUCGUCCUCUCUAUCCGCCCUUCUUCCUCUCUAUCCGCCCUGCAUCCUCUCUAUCCGCCCUUUUUCCUCUCUAUCCGCCCUUUUUCCUCUCUAUCCGCCCUUCUUCCUCUCUAUCCGCCCUUCGUCCUCUCUAUCCGCCCUUCUUCCUCUCUAUCUGCCCUUCGUCCUCUCUAUCCGCCCUUCUUCCUCUCUAUCCGCCCUUCGUCCUCUCUGUCCGCCCUUCUUCCUAUCACUCCGCCCUCCUUCCUCUCUAACCGCCCUUCUUCCUCUCUAUUCGCCCUUCUUCCUCCCUAUCCGCCCUUCUUCCUCUCUAUCCGCCCUUCUUCCUCUCUAUCCGCCCUCCUUCCUCUCUAUCCGCCCUUCUUCUUCUCUAUCCGCCCUUCUUAUUCUCUAUCCGCCCUUCUUCUUCUCUAUCCGCCCUUCUUCCUCUCUAUCCGCCCUUCUUCCUCUCUAUCCGCCCUUCUUCCUAUCAAUCCGCCUUCCUUCCUCUUUAUCCGCCCUUAUUCUUCUCUAUCCGCCCUCCUUCCUCUUUAUCCGCCCUUCUUCCUCUCUCUCCGCCCUUCUUCCUCUCUAUCCGCCCUUCUUCCUCUCUAUCCGCCCUUCUUCCUCUCUAUCCGCCCUUCUUCCUCUCUAUCCGCCCUUCUUUCCUCUCUAUCCGCCCUUCUUCCUCUCUAUCCGCCCUUCCUCCUCGCUAUUCCCCCUUCCUCCUCUCUAUCCGCCCUUCCUCCUCUCUAUCCGCCCUUCUUCCUCUCUAUCCGCCCUUCCUCCUCUCUAUCCGCCCUUCUUCCUCUCUAUCCGCCCUUCUUCUUCUCUAUCCGCCCUUCUUCCUCUCUAUCCGCCCUUCUUCCUCUCUAUCCGCCCUUCUUCUUCUCUAUCCGCCCUUCUUCCUCCCUAUCCGCCCUUCUUCCUCUCUAUCCACCCUUCUUCCUCUCUAUCCGCCCUCCUUCCUCUCUAUCCGCCCUUCUUCUUCUCUAUCCGCCCUUCUUAUCCUCUAUCCGCCCUUCUUCUUCUCUAUCCGCCCUUCUUCCUCUCUAUCCGCCCUUCUUCCUCUCUAUCCGCCCUUCUUCCUAUCAAUCCGCCUUCCUUCCUCUUUAUCCGCCCUUAUUCCUCUCUAUCCGCCCUCCUUCCUCUUUAUCCGCCCUUCUUCCUCUCUCUCCGCCCUUCUUCCUCUCUAUUCGCCCUUCUUCCUCUCUAUCCGCCCUUCUUCCUCUGUAUCCGCCCUUCUUCCUCUAUAUCCGCCCUUCUUUCCUCCCUAUCCGCCCUUCUUCCUCUCUAUCCGCCCUUCCUCCUCGCUAUUCCCCCUUCCUCCUCUCUAUCCGCCCUUCCUCCUCUCUAUCCGCCCUUCUUCCUCUCUAUCCGCCCUUCCUCGUCUCUAUCCGCCCUUCUUCCUCUCUAUCCGCCCUUCUUCUUCUCUAUCCGCCCUUCUUCCUCUCUAUCCGCCCUUCUUCCUCUCUAUCCGCCCUUCUUCUUCUCUAUCCGCCCUUCUUCUUCUCUAUACGCCCUUCUUCCUCUCUAUCCGCCCUUCUUCCUAUCAAUCCGCCCACCUUCCUCUCUAUCCGCCCUUCUUCCUAUCAAUCCGCCCACCUUCCUCUCUAUACGCCCUUCCCCUUCUUCCUCUCUAUCCGCCCUUCUUCCUCUCUAUCCGCCCUUCUUCCUACCAAUCCGCCCUCCUUCCUCUCUAUCCGCCCUCCUUCCUCUCUAUCCGCCCUCCUUCCUCUCUAUCCGCCCUUCGUCCUCUCUAUCCGCCCUUCUUCCUCUCUAUCCGCCCUGCAUCCUCUCUAUCCGCCCUUUUUCCUCUCUAUCCGCCCUUUUUCCUCUCUAUCCGCCCUUCUUCCUCUCUAUCCGCCCUUCGUCCUCUCUAUCCGCCCUUCUUCCUCUCUAUCUGCCCUUCGUCCUCUCUAUCCGCCCUUCUUCCUCUCUAUCCGCCCUUCGUCCUCUCUGUCCGCCCUUCUUCCUAUCACUCCGCCCUCCUUCCUCUCUAACCGCCCUUCUUCCUCUCUAUUCGCCCUUCUUCCUCCCUAUCCGCCCUUCUUCCUCUCUAUCCGCCCUUCUUCCUCUCUAUCCGCCCUCCUUCCUCUCUAUCCGCCCUUCUUCUUCUCUAUCCGCCCUUCUUAUUCUCUAUCCGCCCUUCUUCUUCUCUAUCCGCCCUUCUUCCUCUCUAUCCGCCCUUCUUCCUCUCUAUCCGCCCUUCUUCCUAUCAAUCCGCCUUCCUUCCUCUUUAUCCGCCCUUAUUCUUCUCUAUCCGCCCUCCUUCCUCUUUAUCCGCCCUUCUUCCUCUCUCUCCGCCCUUCUUCCUCUCUAUCCGCCCUUCUUCCUCUCUAUCCGCCCUUCUUCCUCUCUAUCCGCCCUUCUUCCUCUCUAUCCGCCCUUCUUUCCUCUCUAUCCGCCCUUCUUCCUCUCUAUCCGCCCUUCCUCCUCGCUAUUCCCCCUUCCUCCUCUCUAUCCGCCCUUCCUCCUCUCUAUCCGCCCUUCUUCCUCUCUAUCCGCCCUUCCUCCUCUCUAUCCGCCCUUCUUCCUCUCUAUCCGCCCUUCUUCUUCUCUAUCCGCCCUUCUUCCUCUCUAUCCGCCCUUCUUCCUCUCUAUCCGCCCUUCUUCUUCUCUAUCCGCCCUUCUUCUUCUCUAUACGCCCUUCUUCCUCUCUAUCUGCCCUUCUUCCUAUCAAUCCGCCCACCUUACUCUCUAUCCGCCCUCCUUCCUCUCUAUCCGCCCUUCUUCCUCUCUAUCCGCCCUUCUUCCUCUCUAUCCGCCCUUCUUCCUCUCUAUCCGCCCUUCGUCCUCUCUAUCCGCCAUUCUUCCUCUCUAUCUGCCCUUCGUCCUCUCUAUCCGCCCUUCGUCCUCUCUAUCCGCCCUUCGUCCUCUCUAUCCGCCCUUCUUCCUAUCACUCCGCCCUCCUUCCUCUCUAACCGCCCUUCUUCCUCUCUAUCCGCCCUUCUUCCUCCCUAUCCGCCCUUCUUCCUCUCUAUCUGCCCUUCUUCCUCUCUAUCCGCCCUCCUUCCUCUCUAUCCGCCCUUCUUCUUCUCUAUCCGCCCUUCUUAUUCUCUAUCCGCCCUUCUUCUUCUCUAUCCGCCCUUCUUCCUCUCUAUCCGCCCUUCUUCCUCUCUAUCCGCCCUUCUUCCUAUCAAUCCGCCUUCCUUCCUCUUUAUCCGCCCUUAUUCUUCUCUAUCUGCCCUCCUUCCUCUUUAUCCGCCCUUCUUCCUCUCUAUCCGCCCUUCUUCCUCUCUAUCCGCCCUUCCUCUCUAUCCGCCCUUCUUCCUCUCUAUCCGCCCUUCUUUCCUCUCUAUCCGCCCUUCUUCCUCUCUAUCCGCCCUUCCUCCUCGCUAUUCCCCCUUCCUCCUCUCUAUCCGCCCUUCCUCCUCUCUAUCCGCCCUUCUUCCUCUCUAUCCGCCCUUCCUCCUCUCUAUCCGCCCUUCUUCCUCUCUAUCCGCCCUUCUUCUCUAUCCGCCCUUCUUCCUCUCUAUCCGCCCUUCUACCUCUCUAUCCGCCCUUCUUCUUCUCUAUCUGCCCUUCUUCUUCUCUAUACGCCCUUCUUCCUCUCUAUCUGCCCUUCUUCCUAUCAAUCCGCCCACCUUCCUCUCUAUCCGCCCUCCUUCCUCUCUAUCCGCCCUUCUUCCUCUCUAUCCGCCCUUCUUCCUCUCUAUCCGCCCUUCUUCCUCUCUAUCCGCCCUUCUUCUUCUCUAUCCGCCCUUCUUCCUCUCUAUCCGCCCUUCUUCCUAUCUAUCCGCCCUUCAUCCUCCAUAUCCGCCCUUCUUCCUCCCUAUCCGCCCUUCUUCCUCUCAAUCCGCCCUCCUUCCUCUCUAUCCGCCCUUCUUCCUCUCUAUCCGCCAUUCUUCCUCUCUAUCCGCCCUUCUUCCUCUCAAUCCGCCCUUCUUCCUCUCUAUCCGCCCUUCUUCUGCUCUAUCCGCCCUUCUUCCUCUCUAUCCGCCCUUCUUCCUAUCAAUCCGCCCUCCUUCCUCUCUAUCCGCCCUUCUUCUUCUCUAUCCGCCCUUCUUCCUCUCUAUCCGCCCUUCGUCCUCUCUAUCCGCCCUUCUUCCUAUCUAUCCGCCCUUCUUCCUCUCAAUCCGCCCUUCUUCUUCUCUAUCUGCCCUCCUUCUUCUCUAUCCGCCCUCCUUCCUCUCUAUCCUCCCUUCUUCCUCUCUAUCCGCCCUUCGUCCUCUCUAUCCGCCCUUCUUCCUCUCUAUCCGCCCUUCGUCCUCUCUAUCCGCCCUUCUUCCUAUCACUCCGCCCUCCUUCCUCUCUAUCCGCCCUUCUUCUUCUCUAUCCGCCCUUCUUCCUCUCUAUCCGCCCUUCUUCUUCUCUAUCCGCUCUUCUUCCUCCCUAUCCGCCCUUCUUCCUCUCUAUCUGCCCUUCUUCCUCUCUAUCCCCCCUUCUUCCUAUCAAUCCGCCCUCCUUCCUCUCUAUCAGCCCUUCUUCUUCUCUAUCCGCCCUUCUUCCUCUCUAUCCACCCUUCUUCCUCUCUAUCCGCCCUUCUUCCUCUCUAUCCGCCCUUCUUCCUCUCUAUCCGCCCUUCUUCCUCUCUUUCCGCCCUUCUUCCUCUCUAUCUGCCCUUCUUCCUAUAAAUCCGCCCUCCUUCCUCUCUAUCCGCCCUCCUUCCUCUCUAUCCGCCCUUCUUCCUCUCUAUUUGCCUUUCUUCCUCUCUAUCCGCCCUUCUUCCUCUCUAUCCGCCCUUCUUCCUCUCUAUCCGCCCUUCUUCUGCUCUAUCCGCCCUUCUUCCUCUCUAUCCGCCCUUCUUCCUCUCUAUCCGCCCUUCUUCCUCUCUAUCCGGCCUUCUUCCUCCCUAUCCGCCCUUCUUCCUCUCUAUCCGCCCUUCUUCCUAUCAAUCCGCCCUCCUUCCUCUCUAUCCGCCCUUCUUCCUCUCUAUCCGCCCUUCUUCCUCUCUAUCCGCCCUUCUUCCUCUCUAUCCGCCCUUCUUCCUCUCUAUCCGCCCUUCUUCCUCUCUAUCCGCCCUCCUUCCUCUCUAUCCGCCCUUCUUCUCUAUCCGCCCUUCUUCCUCUCUAUCCGCCCUUCUUCCUAUCAAUCCGCCCUCCUUCCUCUCUAUCAGCCCUUCUUCUUCUCUAUCCGCCCUUCUUCCUGUUUAUCCGCCCUUCUUCCUCUCUAUCCGCCCUUCUUCCUCUCUAUCCGCCCAUCUUCCUCUCUAUCCGCCCUUCUUCCUCUCUAUCCGCCCAUCUUCCUCUCUAUACGCCCUUCUUCCUCUCUAUCUGCCCUUCUUCCUCUCUAUCCGCCCUUCUUCCUCUCUAUCCGCCCUUCUUCCUCUCUAUCCGCCCUUCUUCCUCCCUAUCCGCCCUUCUUCCUCUCUAUCCGCCCUUCUUCCUAUCAAUCCGCCCUCCUUCCUCUCUAUCCGCCCUUCUUCCUCUCUAUCCGCCCUUCUUCCUCUCUAUCCGCCCUUCUUCCUCUCAAUCCGCCCUUCUUCCUCUCUAUCCGCCCUUCUUCUGCUCUAUCCGCCCUUCUUCCUCUCUAUCCGCCCUUCUUCCUAUCAAUCCGCCCUCCUUCCUCUCUAUCCGCCCUUCUUCCUCUGUAUCCGCCCUUCUUCCUCUCUAUUUGCCCUUCUUCCUCUCUAUCCGCCCUUCUUCCUCUCUUUCCGCCCUUCUUCCUCUCUAUCCGCCCUUCUUCCUCUCUAUCCGCCCUUCUUCCUCUCUAUCCGCCCUUCUUCCUCUCUAUCCGCCCUUCUUCUUCUCUAUCCGCCCUUCUUCCUCUCUAUCCGCCCUUCUUCCUCCCUAUCCGCCCUUCUUCCUCUCUAUCCGCCCUUCUUCCUCUCUAUCCGCCCUUCUUCCUCUCUAUCCGCCCUUCUUCCUCUCUAUGCGCCCUUCUUCCUCUCUAUCCGCCCUUCUUCCUCUCUAUCUGCCCUUCUUCAUAUCAAUCCGCCCUCCUUCCUCUCUAUCCGCCCUUCUUCUUCUCUAUCCGCCCUUCGUCCUCUCUAUCCGCCCUUCUUCCUCUCUAUCCGCCCUUCGUCCUCUCUAUCCGCCCUUCUUCUUCUCUAUCCGCCCUUCUUCCUAUCAAUCCGCCCUCCUUCCUCUCUAUCAGCCCUUCUUCUUCUCUAUCCGCCAUUCUUCCUCUCUAUCCGCCCUUCUUCCUAUCAAUCCGCCCUCCUUCCUCUCUAUCCGCCCUUCUUCUUCUCUAUCCGCCCUUCUUCCUCUCUAUCCGCCCUUCUUCUCUAUCCGCUUUUCUCCUCUUUAUCCGCCCUUCCUCCUCUCUAUCCGCCCUUCUUCCUCUCUAUCCGCCCUUCUUCCUAUCAAUCCGCCCUACUCCUCUCUAUCAGCCCUUCUUCUUCUCUAUCCGCCCUUCUUCCUCUCUAUCCGCCCUUCUUCUUCUCUAUCCGCCCUUCUUCCUCUCUAUCCGCCCUUCUUCUCUAUCCGCCCUUCUUCCUCUCUAUCCGCCCUUCUUCUUCCCUAUCCGCCCUUCUUCCUCUCUUUCCGCCCUUCUUCCUCUCUAUCCGCCCUUCUUCCUCUCUAUCCGCCCUUCUUCCUCUCUAUCCGCCCUUCUUCCUCCCUAUCCGCCCUUCUUCCUCUCUAUCCGCCCUUCUUCCUAUCAAUCCGCCCUCCUUCCUCUCUAUCCGCCCUUCUUCCUCUCUAUCCGCCCUUCUUCCUCUCUAUCCGCCCUUCUUCCUAUCAAUCCGCCCUUCUUCCUCUCUAUCCGCCCUUCUUCUGCUCUAUCCGCCCUUCUUCCUCUCUAUCCGCCCUUCUUCCUCUCUAUCCGCCCUUCUUCCUCUCUAUCGGCCCUUCUUCCUCUCUAUCGGCCCUUCUUCCUCUCUAUCCGCCCUUCUUCCUCUCUAUCCGCCCUUCUUCCUCUCUAUCCGCCCUUCUUCCUCUCUAUCCGCCCUUCUUCCUCUCUAUCCGCCCUUCUUCCUCUCUAUCCGCCCUUCUUCCUCUCUAUCCGCCCUUCUUCUUCUCUAUCCGCCCUUCUUCCUCUCUAUCCGCCCUUCUUCCUAUCAAUCCGCCCUCCUUCCUCUCUAUCCGCCCUUCUUCUUCUCUAUCCGCCCUUCUUCCUCUCUAUCCCCCCUUCUUCCUCUCUAUCCGCCCUUCUUCCUCUCAAUCCGCCCUUCUUCCUAUCAAUCCGCCCUCCUUCCUCUCUAUCCGCCCUCCUUCCUCUCUAUCCGCCCUUCUUCCUCUCUAUCCGCCCUUCUUCCUCUCUAUCCGCCCUCCUUCCUCUCUAUCCGCCCUCCUUCCUCUCUAUCCGCCCUCCUUCCUCUCUAUCCGCCCUUCUUCCUCUCUAUCCGCCCUUCUUCCUCUCUAUCCGCCCUUCUUCCUCUCUAUCCGCCCUUCUUCUUCUCUAUCCGCCCUUCUUCCUCUCUAUCCGCCCUUCUUCCUAUCAAUCCGCCCUCCUUCCUCUCUAUCCGCCCUUCUUCUUCUCUAUCCGCCCUUCUUCCUCUCUAUCCGCCCUUCUUCUCUAUCCGCUCUUCUCCUCUUUAUCCGCCCUUCUUCCUCUCUAUCCGCCCUUCUUCCUCUCUAUCCGCCCUUCUUCCUCUCUAUCCGCCCUUCUUCCUCUCUAUCCGCCCUUCUUCCUCCCUAUCCGCCCUUCUUCCUCUCUAUCCGCCCUUCUUCCUAUCAAUCCGCCCUCCUUCCUCUCUAUCCGCCCUUCUUCCUCUCUAUCCGCCCUUCUUCCUCUCUAUCCGCCCUUUUUCCUAUCAAUCCGCCCUUCUUCCUCUCUAUCCGCCCUUCUUCUGCUCUAUCCGCCCUUCUUCCUCUCUAUCCGCCCUUCUUCCUCUCUAUCCGCCCUUCUUCCUCUCUAUCGGCCCUUCUUCCUCUCUAUCGGCCCUUCUUCCUCUCUAUCCGCCCUUCUUCCUCUCUAUCCGCCCUUCUUCCUCUCUAUCCGCCCUUCUUCCUCUCUAUCCGCCCUUCUUCCUCUCUAUCCGCCCUUCUUCCUCUCUAUCCGCCCUUCUUCUUCUCUAUCCGCCCUUCUUCCUCUCUAUCUGCCCUUCUUCAUAUCAAUCCGCCCUCCUUCCUCUCUAUCCGCCCUUCUUCUUCUCUAUCCGCCCUUCGUCCUCUCUAUCCGCCCUUCUUCCUCUCUAUCCGCCCUUCGUCCUCUCUAUCCGCCCUUCUUCUUCUCUAUCCGCCCUUCUUCCUAUCAAUCCGCCCUCCUUCCUCUCUAUCAGCCCUUCUUCUUCUCUAUCCGCCAUUCUUCCUCUCUAUCCGCCCUUCUUCCUAUCAAUCCGCCCUCCUUCCUCUCUAUCCGCCCUUCUUCUUCUCUAUCCGCCCUUCUUCCUCUCUAUCCGCCCUUCUUCUCUAUCCGCUUUUCUCCUCUUUAUCCGCCCUUCCUCCUCUCUAUCCGCCCUUCUUCCUCUCUAUCCGCCCUUCUUCCUAUCAAUCCGCCCUACUCCUCUCUAUCAGCCCUUCUUCUUCUCUAUCCGCCCUUCUUCCUCUCUAUCCGCCCUUCUUCUUCUCUAUCCGCCCUUCUUCCUCUCUAUCCGCCCUUCUUCUCUAUCCGCCCUUCUUCCUCUCUAUCCGCCCUUCUUCUUCCCUAUCCGCCCUUCUUCCUCUCUUUCCGCCCUUCUUCCUCUCUAUCCGCCCUUCUUCCUCUCUAUCCGCCCUUCUUCCUCUCUAUCCGCCCUUCUUCCUCCCUAUCCGCCCUUCUUCCUCUCUAUCCGCCCUUCUUCCUAUCAAUCCGCCCUCCUUCCUCUCUAUCCGCCCUUCUUCCUCUCUAUCCGCCCUUCUUCCUCUCUAUCCGCCCUUCUUCCUAUCAAUCCGCCCUUCUUCCUCUCUAUCCGCCCUUCUUCUGCUCUAUCCGCCCUUCUUCCUCUCUAUCCGCCCUUCUUCCUCUCUAUCCGCCCUUCUUCCUCUCUAUCGGCCCUUCUUCCUCUCUAUCGGCCCUUCUUCCUCUCUAUCCGCCCUUCUUCCUCUCUAUCCGCCCUUCUUCCUCUCUAUCCGCCCUUCUUCCUCUCUAUCCGCCCUUCUUCCUCUCUAUCCGCCCUUCUUCCUCUCUAUCCGCCCUUCUUCCUCUCUAUCCGCCCUUCUUCUUCUCUAUCCGCCCUUCUUCCUCUCUAUCCGCCCUUCUUCCUAUCAAUCCGCCCUCCUUCCUCUCUAUCCGCCCUUCUUCUUCUCUAUCCGCCCUUCUUCCUCUCUAUCCCCCCUUCUUCCUCUCUAUCCGCCCUUCUUCCUCUCAAUCCGCCCUUCUUCCUAUCAAUCCGCCCUCCUUCCUCUCUAUCCGCCCUCCUUCCUCUCUAUCCGCCCUUCUUCCUCUCUAUCCGCCCUUCUUCCUCUCUAUCCGCCCUCCUUCCUCUCUAUCCGCCCUCCUUCCUCUCUAUCCGCCCUCCUUCCUCUCUAUCCGCCCUUCUUCCUCUCUAUCCGCCCUUCUUCCUCUCUAUCCGCCCUUCUUCCUCUCUAUCCGCCCUUCUUCUUCUCUAUCCGCCCUUCUUCCUCUCUAUCCGCCCUUCUUCCUAUCAAUCCGCCCUCCUUCCUCUCUAUCCGCCCUUCUUCUUCUCUAUCCGCCCUUCUUCCUCUCUAUCCGCCCUUCUUCUCUAUCCGCUCUUCUCCUCUUUAUCCGCCCUUCUUCCUCUCUAUCCGCCCUUCUUCCUCUCUAUCCGCCCUUCUUCCUCUCUAUCCGCCCUUCUUCCUCUCUAUCCGCCCUUCUUCCUCCCUAUCCGCCCUUCUUCCUCUCUAUCCGCCCUUCUUCCUAUCAAUCCGCCCUCCUUCCUCUCUAUCCGCCCUUCUUCCUCUCUAUCCGCCCUUCUUCCUCUCUAUCCGCCCUUCUUCCUAUCAAUCCGCCCUUCUUCCUCUCUAUCCGCCCUUCUUCUGCUCUAUCCGCCCUUCUUCCUCUCUAUCCGCCCUUCUUCCUCUCUAUCCGCCCUUCUUCCUCUCUAUCGGCCCUUCUUCCUCUCUAUCGGCCCUUCUUCCUCUCUAUCCGCCCUUCUUCCUCUCUAUCCGCCCUUCUUCCUCUCUAUCCGCCCUUCUUCCUCUCUAUCCGCCCUUCUUCCUCUCUAUCCGCCCUUCUUCCUCUCUAUCCGCCCUUCUUCUUCUCUAUCCGCCCUUCUUCCUCUCUAUCCCCCCUUCUUCCUCUCUAUCCGCCCUUCUUCCUCUCAAUCCGCCCUUCUUCCUAUCAAUCCGCCCUCCUUCCUCUCUAUCCGCCCUCCUUCCUCUCUAUCCGCCCUUCUUCCUCUCUAUCCGCCCUUCUUCCUCUCUAUCCGCCCUCCUUCCUCUCUAUCCGCCCUCCUUCCUCUCUAUCCGCCCUCCUUCCUCUCUAUCCGCCCUUCUUCCUCUCUAUCCGCCCUUCUUCCUCUCUAUCCGCCCUUCUUCCUCUCUAUCCGCCCUUCUUCUUCUCUAUCCGCCCUUCUUCCUCUCUAUCCGCCCUUCUUCCUAUCAAUCCGCCCUCCUUCCUCUCUAUCCGCCCUUCUUCUUCUCUAUCCGCCCUUCUUCCUCUCUAUCCGCCCUUCUUCUCUAUCCGCUCUUCUCCUCUUUAUCCGCCCUUCUUCCUCUCUAUCCGCCCUUCUUUCUCUCGAUCCGCCCUUCUUCCUAUCAAUCCGCCCUCCUUCCUCUCUAUCAGCCCUUCUUCUUCUCUAUCCGCCCUUCUUCCUCUCUAUCCGCCCUUCUUCUUCUCUAUCCGCCCUUUUCCUCUCUAUCCGCCCUUCUUCUCUAUCCGCCCUUCUUCCUCUCUAUCCGCCCUUCUUCCUCCCUAUCCGCCCUUCUUCCUCUCUUUCCGCCCUUCUUUCUAUCAAUCCGCCCUCCUUCCUCUCUAUCCGCCCUUCUUCAUCUCUAUCCGCCCUUCUUCCUCUCUAUCCGCCCUUGUUCCUCUCUAUCCGCCCUUCUUCCUCUCUAUCCGCCCUUCUUCCUAUCAAUCCGCCCUCCUUCCUCUCUAUCCGCCCUUCUUCCUCUCUAUCCGCCCUUCUUCCUCUCUAUCCGCCCUUCGUCCUCUCUAUCCGCCCUUCUUCCUCUCUAUCCGCCCUUCGUCCUCUCUAUCCGCCCUUUUUCCUCUCUAUCCGCCCUUCUUCCUCUCUAUCCGCCCUUCUUCCUCUCUAUCCGCCCUUCGUCCUCUCUAUCCGCCCUUCUUCCUCUCUAUCCGCCCUUCGUCCUCUCUAUCCGCCCUUCUUCCUCUCUAUCCGCCCUUUGUCCUCUCUAUCCGCCCUUUUUCCUCUCUAUCCGCCCUUCGUCCUCUCUAUCCGCCCUUCUUCCUCUCUAUCCGCCCUUCUUCCUCUCUAUCCGCCCUCCUUCCUCUCUAUCCGCCCUCCUUCCUCUCUAUCCGCCCUUCUUCCUCUCUAUCCGCCCUUCUUCCUCUCUAUCCGCCCUUCUUCUUCUCUAUCCGCCCUUCUUCCUCUCUAUCCGCCCUUCUUCCUAUCAAUCCGCCCUCCUUCCUCUCUAUCCGCCCUUCUUCUUCUCUAUCCGCCCUUCUUCCUCUCUAUCCGCCCUUCUUCUCUAUCCGCUCUUCUCCUCUUUAUCCGCCCUUCUUCCUCUCUAUCCGCCCUUCUUCCUCUCUAUCCGCCCUUCUUCCUCUCUAUCCGCCCUUCUUCCUCUCUAUCCGCCCUUCUUCCUCCCUAUCCGCCCUUCUUCCUCUCUAUCCGCCCUUCUUCCUAUCAAUCCGCCCUCCUUCCUCUCUAUCCGCCCUUCUUCCUCUCUAUCCGCCCUUCUUCCUCUCUAUCCGCCCUUCUUCCUAUCAAUCCGCCCUUCUUCCUCUCUAUCCGCCCUUCUUCUGCUCUAUCCGCCCUUCUUCCUCUCUAUCCGCCCUUCUUCCUCUCUAUCCGCCCUUCUUCCUCUCUAUCGGCCCUUCUUCCUCUCUAUCGGCCCUUCUUCCUCUCUAUCCGCCCUUCUUCCUCUCUAUCCGCCCUUCUUCCUCUCUAUCCGCCCUUCUUCCUCUCUAUCCGCCCUUCUUCCUCUCUAUCCGCCCUUCUUCCUCUCUAUCCGCCCUUCUUCUUCUCUAUCCGCCCUUCUUCCUCUCUAUCCCCCCUUCUUCCUCUCUAUCCGCCCUUCUUCCUCUCAAUCCGCCCUUCUUCCUAUCAAUCCGCCCUCCUUCCUCUCUAUCCGCCCUCCUUCCUCUCUAUCCGCCCUUCUUCCUCUCUAUCCGCCCUUCUUCCUCUCUAUCCGCCCUCCUUCCUCUCUAUCCGCCCUCCUUCCUCUCUAUCCGCCCUCCUUCCUCUCUAUCCGCCCUUCUUCCUCUCUAUCCGCCCUUCUUCCUCUCUAUCCGCCCUUCUUCCUCUCUAUCCGCCCUUCUUCUUCUCUAUCCGCCCUUCUUCCUCUCUAUCCGCCCUUCUUCCUAUCAAUCCGCCCUCCUUCCUCUCUAUCCGCCCUUCUUCUUCUCUAUCCGCCCUUCUUCCUCUCUAUCCGCCCUUCUUCUCUAUCCGCUCUUCUCCUCUUUAUCCGCCCUUCUUCCUCUCUAUCCGCCCUUCUUUCUCUCGAUCCGCCCUUCUUCCUAUCAAUCCGCCCUCCUUCCUCUCUAUCAGCCCUUCUUCUUCUCUAUCCGCCCUUCUUCCUCUCUAUCCGCCCUUCUUCUUCUCUAUCCGCCCUUCUUCCUCUCUAUCCGCCCUUCUUCUCUAUCCGCCCUUCUUCCUCUCUAUCCGCCCUUCUUCCUCCCUAUCCGCCCUUCUUCCUCUCUUUCCGCCCUUCUUUCUAUCAAUCCGCCCUCCUUCCUCUCUAUCCGCCCUUCUUCAUCUCUAUCCGCCCUUCUUCCUCUCUAUCCGCCCUUGUUCCUCUCUAUCCGCCCUUCUUCCUCUCUAUCCGCCCUUCUUCCUAUCAAUCCGCCCUCCUUCCUCUCUAUCCGCCCUUCGUCCUCUCUAUCCGCCCUUCUUCCUCUCUAUCCGCCCUUCGUCCUCUCUAUCCGCCCUUCUUCCUCUCUAUCCGCCCUUCGUCCUCUCUAUCCGCCCUUUUUCCUCUCUAUCCGCCCUUCUUCCUCUCUAUCCGCCCUUCUUCCUCUCUAUCCGCCCUUCGUCCUCUCUAUCCGCCCUUCUUCCUCUCUAUCCGCCCUUCGUCCUCUCUAUCCGCCCUUCUUCCUCUCUAUCCGCCCUUUGUCCUCUCUAUCCGCCCUUUUUCCUCUCUAUCCGCCCUUCGUCCUCUCUAUCCGCCCUUCUUCCUCUCUAUCCGCCCUUCGUCCUCUCUAUCCGCCCUUCUUCCUCUCUAUCUGCCCUUCGUCCACUCUAUCCGCCCUUCUUCCACUCUUUCCGCCCUUCUUCCUCUCUAUCCGCCCUUCUUCUUCUCUAUCCGCCCUUCUUCCUAUCAAUCCGCCCUCCUUCCUCUCUUUCCGCCCUUCUUCCUCUCUAUCCGCCCUUCGUCCUCUCUAUCCGCCCUUCGUCCUCUCUAUCCGCCCUUCGUCCUCUCUAUCCGCCCUUCUUCCUCUCUAUCCGCCCUUCUGCCUAUCAAUCCGCCCUCCUUCCUCUCUAUCAGCCCUUCUUCUUCUCUAUCCGCCAUUCUUCCUCUCUAUCCGCCCUUCUUCUUCUCUAUCCGCCCUUCUUCCUCUCUAUCCGCCCUUCUUCCUAUCAAUCCGCCCUCCUUCCUCUCUAUCCGCCCUUCUUCUUCUCUAUCCGCCCUUCUUCCUCUCUAUCCGCCCUUCUUCUCUAUCCGCUCUUCUCCUCUUUAUUCGCCCUUCUUCCUCUCUAUCCGCCCUUCUUCCUCUCUAUCCGCCCUUCUUCCUAUCAAUCCGCCCUCCUUCCUCUCUAUCCGCAAUUUUUCUUCUUCUCGAUCCGCCCUUCGUCCUCUCUAUCCGCCCUUCUUCCUCUCUAUCCGCCCUUCUUCCUAUCAAUCCGCCCUCUUUCCUCUCUAUCCGCCCUUCUUCCUCUCCUUCCGCCCUUCUUCCUCUCUAUCCGCCCUUCGUCCUCUCUAUCCGCCCUUCUUCCUCUCUAUCCGCCCUUCGUCCUCUCUAUCCGCCCUUCGUCCUCUCUAUCCGCCCUUCUUCCUAUCAAUCCGCCCUUCUUCCUCUCUAUCCGCCCUUCUUCUGCUCUAUCCGCCCUUCUUCUGCUCUAUCCGCCCUUCUUCCUCUCAAUCCGCCCUCCUUCCUCUCUAUCGGCCCUUCUUCCUCUCUAUCGGCCCUUCUUCCUCUCUAUCCGCCCUUCUUCCUCUCUAUCCGCCCUUCUUCCUCUCUAUCUGCCCUUCUUCCUCUCUAUCCGCCCUUCUUCCUCUCUAUCCGCCCUUCUUCCUCUCUAUCCGCCCUUCUUCUUCUCUAUCCGCCCUUCUUCCUCUCUAUCCCCCCUUCUUCCUCUCUAUCCGCCCUUCUUCCUCUCAAUCCGCCCUUCUUCCUAUCAAUCCGCCCUCCUUCCUCUCUAUCCGCCCUCCUUCCUCUCUAUCCGCCCUUCUUCCUCUCUAUCCGCCCUUCUUCCUCUCUAUCCGCCCUCCUUCCUCUCUAUCCGCCCUUCUUCCUAUCAAUCCGCCCUCCUUCCUCUCUAUCAGCCCUUCUUCUUCUCUAUCCGCCAUUCUUCCUCUCUAUCCGCCCUUCUUCUUCUCUAUCCGCCCUUCUUCCUCUCUAUCCGCCCUUCUUCCUAUCAAUCCGCCCUCCUUCCUCUCUAUCCGCCCUUCUUCUUCUCUAUCCGCCCUUCUUCCUCUCUAUCCGCCCUUCUUCUUCUCUAUCCGCCCUUCUUCCUCUCUAUCCGCCCUUCUUCCUCUCUAUCCGCCCUUCUUCUUCUCUAUCCGCCCUUCUUCCUCUCUAUCCGCCCUUCUUCUCUAUCCGCCCUUCUUCCUCUCUAUCCGCCCUUCUUCCUCCCUAUCCGCCCUUCUUCCUCUCUAUCCGCCCUUCUUCCUCUCGAUCCGCCCUUCUUCCUCUCUAUCUGCCCUUCUUCUUCUCUAUCCGCCCUUCUUCCUAUCAAUCCGCCCUCCUUCCUCUCUAUCGGCCAUUCUUCCUCUCUAUCCGCCCUUCUUCCUCUCUAUCCGCCCUCCUUCCUCUCUAUCCACCCUUCUUCCUCUCUAUCUGCCCUUCUUCCUCUCUAUCUGCCCUUCUUCCUCUCUAUCCGCCCUUCUUCCUCUCUAUCUGCCCUUCUUCCUCUCUAUCCGCCCUUCUUCCUCUCUAUCCGCCCUUCUUCCUCUCUAUCCGCCCUUCUUCUGCUCUAUCCGCCCUUCUUCCUAUCAAUCCGCCCUCCUUCCUCUCUAUCCGCCCUUCUUUCUCUCUAUCCGCCCUUCUUCCUCUCUAUCCGCCCUUCUUCCUCUCUAUCCGCCCUUCUUCCUCUCUAUCCGCCCUUCUUCCUCUUUAUCCGCCCUUCCCCUUCUUCCUCUCUAUCCGCCCUUCUUCCUCUGUAUCCGCCCUUCUUCCUCUCUAUCCGCCCUUCUUCCUCUCUAUCCGCCCUUCUUCCUCUCUAUGCGCCCUUCUUCCUCUCUAUCCGCCCUUCUUCCUCUCUAUCCCCCAUUCUUCCUCUCUAUCCGCCCUUCUUCCUCUCUAUCCGCCCUUCUUCCUCUCAAUCCGCCCUCCUUCCUAUCAAUCCGCCCUCCUUCCUCUCUAUCCGCCCUCCUUCCUAUCAAUCCGCCCUCCUUCCUCUCUAUCCGCCCUUCUUCCUCUCUAUCCGCCCUCCUUCCUCUCUAUCCGCCCUCCUUCCUCUAUAUCCGCCCUCCUUCCUCUCUAUCCGCCCUCCUUCCUCUCUAUCCGCCCUUCUUCCUCUCUAUCCGCCCUUCUUCCUCUCUAACCGCCCUUCUUCCUCUCUAUCCGCCCUUCUUCCUAUCAAUCCGCCCUCCUUCCUCUCUAUCAGCCCUUCUUCUUCUCUAUCCGCCAUUCUUCCUCUCUAUCCGCCCUUCGUCCUCUCUAUCCGCCCUUCUUACUCUCUAUCCGCCCUUCUUCCUCUCUCUCGGCCCUUCUUCCUCUCUAUCCGCCCUUCUUCCUCCCUAUCCGCCCUUCUUCCUCUCUUUCCGCCCUUCUUCCUCUCUAUCCGCCUUUCUUCCUCUCUAUCCGCCUUUCUUCCUCUCUAUCCGCCCUUCUUCCUCUCUAUCCGCCCUUCUUCCUCUCUAUGUCUUCCCUAUCCGCCCUUCUUCCCUUCAAUCCGCCCUUCUUCCUAUCAAUCCGCCCUUCUUCCUAUCAAUUCGCCCUUCUUCCUCUCUAUCCGCCCUUCUUCCUCUCUAUCCGCCCUUCUUCCUCUCUAUCCGCCCUUCUUCCUCUCUAUCCGCCCUUCUUCCUCUCUAUCCGCCCUUCUUCCUCCCUAUCCGCCCUACUUCCUCCCUAUCCGCCCUUCUUCCUCCCUAUCCGCCCUUCUUCCUCGCUAUCCGCCCUUCUUCCUCGCUAUCCGCCCUUCUUCCUCGCUAUCCGCCCUUCUUCCUCCCUAUCCGCCCUCCUUCCUAUCAAUCCGCCCUCCUUCCUAUCAAUCCGCCCUCCUUCCUCUCUAUCCGCCCUCCUUCCUCUCUAUCUGCCCUUCUUCCUCUCUAUCCGCCCUUCUUCCUCUCUAUCGGCCCUUCUUCCUCUCUAUCGGCCCUUCUUCUCUAUCCGCCCUUCUUCCUCUCUAUCUGCCCUUCUUCCUAUCAAUCCGCCCUCCUUCCUCUCAAUCCGCCCUCCUUCCUCUCAAUCCGCCCUUCUUCCUCUCUAUCCGCCCUUCUUCCUCUCUAUCCGCCCUUCUUCCUCUCUAUCCGCCCUUCUUCCUCUCUAUCCGCCCUCCUUCCUCUCAAUCCGCCCUUCUUCCUCUCUAUCCGCCCUUCUUCCUCUCUAUCCGCCCUUCUUCCUCUCUAUCCGCCCUUCUUCCUCUCUAUCCGCCCUUCGUCCUCUCUAUCCGCCCUUCGUCCUCUCUAUCCGCCCUUUUUCCUCUCUAUCCGCCCUUCGUCCUCUCUAUCCGCCCUUCUUCCUCUCUAUCCGCCCUUCGUCCUCUCUAUCCGCCCUUCUUCCUCUCUAUCUGCCCUUCGUCCUCUCUAUCCGCCCUUCUUCCUCUCUUUCCGCCCUUCUUCCUCUCUAUCCGCCCUUCUUCCUCUCUAUCCGCCCUUCUUCCUAUCAAUCCGCCCUCCUUCCUCACUAUCCGCCCUUCUUCUUCUCUAUCCGCCCUUCUUCCUCUCUAUCCGCCCUUCUUCUUCUCUAUCCGCUCUUCUUCCUCUCUAUCCGCCCUUCUUCCUCUCUAUCCGCCCUUCUUCCUAUCAAUCCGCCCUCAUUCCUCUCUAUCAGCCCUUCUUCCUCUCUAUCCGCCAUUCUUCCUCUCUAUCCGCCCUUCUUCUUCUCUAUCCGCCCUUCUUCCUCUCUAUCCGCCCUUCUUCCUCUCUAUCCGCCCUUCUUCCUCUCUAUCCGCCCUUCUUCCUCUCUAUCUGCCCUUCUUCCUAUCAAUCCGCCCUCCUUCCUCUCUAUCCGCCCUCCUUCCUCUCUAUCCGCCCUUCUUCCUCUCUAUCCGCCCUUCUUCCUCUCUAUCCGCCCUUCUUCCUCCCUAUCCGCCCUUCUUCCUCUCUAUGCGCCUUUCUUCUUCUCUAUCCGCCUUUCUUCUUCUCUAUCCGCCCUCCUUCCUCUCUAUCCGCCCUUCUUCCUCUCUAUCCGCCCUUCUUCCUCUCUAUCCGCCCUUCUUCCUCUCAAUCCGCCCUACUUCCUCUCUAUCCGCCCUGCUUCCUCUCUAUCCGCCCUCCUUCCUCUCUAUCCGCCCUUCUUCCUCUCUAUCCGCCCUUCUUCUUCCCUAUCCGCCCUUCUUCCCUUCAAUCCGCCCUUCUUCCUAUCAAUCCGCCCUUCUUCCUAUCAAUCCGCCCUUCUUCCUCUCUAUCCGCCCUUCUUCCUCUCUAUCCGCCCUUCUUCCUCUCUAUCCGCCCUUCUUCCUCUCUAUCCGCCCUUCUUCCUCUCUAUCCGCCCUUCUUCCUCCCUAUCCGCCCUUCUUCCUCCCUAUCCGCCCUUCUUCCUCCCUAUCCGCCCUUCUUCCUCGCUAUCCGCCCUUCUUCCUCGCUAUCCGCCCUUCUUCCUCCCUAUCCGCCCUUCUUCCUCCCUAUCCGCCCUCCUUCCUAUCAAUCCGCCCUCCUUCCUCUCUAUCCGCCCUCCUUCCUCUCUAUCCGCCCUUCUUCCUCUCUAUCCGCCCUUCUUCCUCUCUAUCCGCCCUUCUUCCUCUCUAUCUGCCCUUCUUCUCUAUCCGCCCUUCUUCCUCUCUAUCCGCCCUUCUUCCUCUCUAUCUGCCCUUCUUCCUAUCAAUCCGCCCUCCUUCCUCUCUAUCCGCCCUUCUUCCUCUCUAUCCGCCCUUCUUCCUCUCUAUCUGCCCUUCGUCCUCUCUAUCCGCCCUUCUUCCUCUCUAUCCGCCCUUCGUCCUCUCUAUCCGCCCUUUUUCCUCUCUAUCCGCCCUUCGUCCUCUCUAUCCGCCCUUCUUCCUCUCUAUCCGCCCUCCUUCCUCUCAAUCCGCCCUUCUUCCUCUCUAUCCGCCCUUCUUCCUCUCUAUCCGCCCUUCUUCCUCUCUAUCCGCCCUUCUUCCUCUCUAUCCGCCCUUCGUCCUCUCUAUCCGCCCUUCUUCCUCUCUAUCCGCCCUUUUUCCUCUCUAUCCGCCCUUCGUCCUCUCUAUCCGCCCUUCUUCCUCUCUAUCCGCCCUUCGUCCUCUCUAUCCGCCCUUCUUCCUCUCUAUCUGCCCUUCGUCCUCUCUAUCCGCCCUUCUUCCUCUCUUUCCGCCCUUCUUCCUCUCUAUCCGCCCUUCUUCCUCUCUAUCCGCCCUUCUUCCUAUCAAUCCGCCCUCCUUCCUCACUAUCCGCCCUUCUUCUUCUCUAUCCGCCCUUCUUCCUCUCUAUCCGCCCUUCUUCUUCGCUAUCCGCUCUUCUUCCUCUCUAUCCGCCCUUCUUCCUCUCUAUCCGCCCUUCUUCCUAUCAAUCCGCCCUCAUUCCUCUCUAUCAGCCCUUCUUCCUCUCUAUCCGCCAUUCUUCCUCUCUAUCCGCCCUUCUUCUUCUCUAUCCGCCCUUCUUCCUCUCUAUCCGCCCUUCUUCCUCUCUAUCCGCCCUUCUUCCUCUCUAUCCGCCCUUCUUCCUCUCUAUCUGCCCUUCUUCCUAUCAAUCCGCCCUCCUUCCUCUCUAUCCGCCCUCCUUCCUCUCUAUCCGCCCUUCUUCCUCUCUAUCCGCCCUUCUUCCUCUCUAUCCGCCCUUCUUCCUCCCUAUCCGCCCUUCUUCCUCUCUAUGCGCCUUUCUUCUUCUCUAUCCGCCUUUCUUCUUCUCUAUCCGCCCUCCUUCCUCUCUAUCCGCCCUUCUUCCUCUCUAUCCGCCCUUCUUCCUCUCUAUCCGCCCUUCUUCCUCUCAAUCCGCCCUACUUCCUCUCUAUCCGCCCUGCUUCCUCUCUAUCCGCCCUCCUUCCUCUCUAUCCGCCCUUCUUCCUCUCUAUCCGCCCUUCUUCUUCCCUAUCCGCCCUUCUUCCCUUCAAUCCGCCCUUCUUCCUAUCAAUCCGCCCUUCUUCCUAUCAAUCCGCCCUUCUUCCUCUCUAUCCGCCCUUCUUCCUCUCUAUCCGCCCUUCUUCCUCUCUAUCCGCCCUUCUUCCUCUCUAUCCGCCCUUCUUCCUCUCUAUCCGCCCUUCUUCCUCCCUAUCCGCCCUUCUUCCUCCCUAUCCGCCCUUCUUCCUCCCUAUCCGCCCUUCUUCCUCGCUAUCCGCCCUUCUUCCUCGCUAUCCGCCCUUCUUCCUCCCUAUCCGCCCUUCUUCCUCCCUAUCCGCCCUCCUUCCUAUCAAUCCGCCCUCCUUCCUCUCUAUCCGCCCUCCUUCCUCUCUAUCCGCCCUUCUUCCUCUCUAUCCGCCCUUCUUCCUCUCUAUCCGCCCUUCUUCCUCUCUAUCUGCCCUUCUUCUCUAUCCGCCCUUCUUCCUCUCUAUCCGCCCUUCUUCCUCUCUAUCUGCCCUUCUUCCUAUCAAUCCGCCCUCCUUCCUCUCUAUCCGCCCUUCUUCCUCUCUAUCCGCCCUUCUUCCUCUCUAUCUGCCCUUCGUCCUCUCUAUCCGCCCUUCUUCCUCUCUAUCCGCCCUUCGUCCUCUCUAUCCGCCCUUUUUCCUCUCUAUCCGCCCUUCGUCCUCUCUAUCCGCCCUUCUUCCUCUCUAUCCGCCCUUCGUCCUCUCUUUCCGCCCUUCUUCCUCUCUAUCUGCCCUUCGUCCUCUCUAUCCGCCCUUCUUCCUCUCUUUCCGCCCUUCUUCCUCUCUAUCCGCCCUUCUUCCUCUCUAUCCGCCCUUCUUCCUAUCAAUCCGCCCUCCUUCCUCACUAUCCUCCCUUCUUCUUCUUCUCUAUCCGCCCUUCUUCCUCUCUAUCCGCCCUUCUUCUUCUCUAUCCGCCCUUCUUCGUCUUUAUCCGCCCUUCUUCCUCUCUAUCCGCCCUUCUUCCUCUCUGUCCGCCCUUCUUCCUCUCUAUCCGCCCUUCUUCCUCUCUGUCCGCCCUUCUUCCUCUCUAUCCGCCCUUCUUCCUCUCUAUCCGCCCUUCUUCCUCUCUAUCCGCCCUUCUUCCUCUCUAUCUGCCCUUCGUCCUCUCUAUCCGCCCUUUUUCCUCUCUAUCCGCCCUUCGUCCUCUCUAUCCGCCCUUCUUCCUCUCUAUCCGCCCUUCGUCCUCUCUUUCCGCCCUUCUUCCUCUCUAUCUGCCCUUCGUCCUCUCUAUCCGCCCUUCUUCCUUUCUUUCCGACCUUCGUCCUCUCUAUGCGCCCUUCUUCCUCUCUAUCCGCCCUUCUUCCUAUCAAUCCGCCCUCCUUCCUCUCUAUCCGCCCUUCUUCUUCUUCUCUAUCCGCCCUUCUUCCUCUCUAUCCGCCCUUCUUCUUCUCUAUCCGCCCUUCUUCGUCUUUAUCCGCCCUUCUUCCUCUCUAUCCGCCCUUCUUCCUCUCUGUCCGCCCUUCUUCCUCUCUAUCCGCCCUUCUUCCUCUCUGUCCGCCCUUCUUCCUCUCUAUCCGCCCUUCUUCCUCUCUAUCCGCCCUUCUUCCUCUCUAUCCGCCCUUCUUCCUCUCUAUCCGCCCUUCGUCCUCUCUAUCCGCCCUUCUUCCUCUCUAUCUGCCCUUCGUCCUCUCUAUCCGCCCUUCUUCCUUUCUUUCCGCCCUUCGUCCUCUCUAUCCGCCCUUCUUCCUCUCUAUCCGCCCUUCUUCCUAUCAAUCCGCCCUCCUUCCUCUCUAUCCGCCCUUCUUCUUCUCUAUCCGCCCUUCUUCCUCUCUAUCCGCCCUUCUUCCUCUCUAUCCGCCCUUCUUCCUCUCUAUCCGCCCUUCUUCCUCUCUAUCCGCCCUUCUUCCUCUCUAUCUGCCCUUCUUCCUAUCAAUCCGCCCUCCUUCCUCUCUAUCCGCCCUUCUUCCUCUCUAUCCGCCCUUCUUCCUCUCUAUCCGCCCUUCGUCCUCUCUAUCCGCCCUUCUUCCUCUCUAUCCGCCCUUCGUCCUCUCUAUCCGCCCUUUUUCCUCUCUAUCCGCCCUUCGUCCUCUCUAUCCGCCCUUCUUCCUCUCUAUCCGCCCUUCGUCCUCUCUAUCCGCCCUUCUUCCUCUCUAUCUGCCCUUCGUCCUCUCUAUCCGCCCUUCUUCCUCUCUUUCCGCCCUUCUUCCUCUCUAUCCGCCCUUCUUCCUCUCUAUCCGCCCUUCUUCCUAUCAAUCCGCCCUCCUUCCUCACUAUCCGCCCUUCUUCUUCUCUAUCCGCCCUUCUUCCUCUCUAUCCGCCCUUCUUCUUCUCUAUCCGCUCUUCUUCCUCUCUAUCCGCCCUUCUUCCUCUCUAUCCGCCCUUCUUCCUAUCAAUCCGCCCUCCUUCCUCUCUAUCAGCCCUUCUUCCUCUCUAUCCGCCAUUCUUCCUCUCUAUCCGCCCUUCUUCUUCUCUAUCCGCCCUUCUUCCUCUCUAUCCGCCCUUCUUCCUCUCUAUCCGCCCUUCUUCCUCUCUAUCUGCCCUUCUUCCUAUCAAUCCGCCCUCCUUCCUCUCUAUCCGCCCUCCUUCCUCUCUAUCUGCCCUUCUUCCUCUCUAUCCGCCCUUCUUCCUCUCUAUCCGCCCUUCUUCUUCUCUAUCCUCCCUUCUUCCUCUCUAUCCGCCCUUCUUCUUCUCGAUCCGCCCUUCUUCUUCUCUAUCCGCCCUUCUUCCUCUCUAUCCGCCCUUCUUCCUCUCUAUCUGCCCUUCUUCCUAUUAAUCCGCCCUCCUUCCUCUCUAUCCGCCCUUCUUCCUCUCUAUCCACCCUUCGUCCUCUCUAUCCGCCCUUCUUCCCCUCUAUCCGCCCUUCGUCCUCUCUAUCCGCCCUUUUUCCUCAUUAUCCGCCCUUCGUCCUCUUUAUACGCCCUUCUUCCUCUCUAUCCGCCCUUCGUCCUCUCUAUCCGCCCUUCUUCCUCUCUAUCUGCCCUUCGUCCUCUCUAUCCGCCCUUCUUCCUCUCUUUCCGCCCUUCUUCCUCUCUAUCCGCCCUUCUUCCUCUCUAUCCGCCCUUCUUCCUAUCAAUCCGCCCUCCUUCCUCACUAUCCGCCCUUCUUCUUCUCUAUCCGCCCUUCUUCCUCUCUAUCCGCCCUUCUUCUUCUCUAUCCGCUCUUCUUCCUCUCUAUCCGCCCUUCUUCCUCUCUAUCCGCCCUUCUUCCUAUCAAUCCGCCCUCCUUCCUCUCUAUCAGCCCUUCUUCCUCUCUAUCCGCCAUUCUUCCUCUCUAUCCGCCCUUCUUCUUCUCUAUCCGCCCUUCUUCCUCUCUAUCCGCCCUUCUUCUUCUCUAUCCGCCCUUCUUCGUCUUUAUCCGCCCUUCUUCCUCUCUAUCCGCCCUUCUUCCUCUCUAUCCGCCCUUCUUCCUAUCAAUCCGCCCUCCUUCCUCUCUAUCCGCCCUUCUUCCUCUCUAUCCACCCUUCGUCCUCUCUAUCCGCCCUUCUUCCCCUCUAUCCGCCCUUCGUCCUCUCUAUCCGCCCUUUUUCCUCAUUAUCCGCCCUUCGUCCUCUUUAUACGCCCUUCUUCCUCUCUAUCCGCCCUUCGUCCUCUCUAUCCGCCCUUCUUCCUCUCUAUCUGCCCUUCGUCCUCUCUAUCCGUUCUUCUUCCUCUCUUUCCGCCCUUCUUCCUCUCUAUCCGCCCUUCUUCCUCUCUAUCCACCCUUCUUCCUAUCAAUCCGCCCUCCUUCCUCACUAUCCGCCCUUCUUCUUCUCUAUCCGCCCUUCUUCCUCACUAUCCGCCCUUCUUCCUCACUAUCCGCCCUUCUUCCUCUCUAUCCGCCCUUCUUCUUCUCUAUCCGCUCUUCUUCCUCUCUAUCCGCCCUUCUUCCUCUCUAUCCGCCCUUCUUCCUAUCAAUCCGCCCUCCUUCCUCUCUAUCAGCCCUUCUUCCUCUCUAUCCGCCCUUCUUCUUCUCUAUCCGCCCUUCUUCCUCUCUAUCCACCCUUCUUCUUCUCUAUCCGCCCUUCUUCGUCUUUAUCCGCCCUUCUUCCUCUCUAUCCGCCCUUCUUCCUCUCUAUCCGCCCUUCUUCCUAUCAAUCCGCCCUCCUUCCUCUCUAUCCGCCCUUCUUCCCCUCUAUCCGCCCUUCUUCCUCUCUAUCCGCCCUUCUUCUUCUCUAUCCGCCCUUCUUCCUCUCUAUCCGCCCUUCUUCCUCUCUAUCCGCCCUUCUUCCUCCCUAUCCGCCCUUCUUCCUCCCUAUCCGCCCUUCUUCCUCUCUAUCCGCUCUUCUUCCUCUCUUUCCGCCCUUCUUCCUCUCUAUCCGCCCUUCUUCCUCUCUAUCCGCCCUUCUUCCUCUCUAUCCGCCCUUCUUCCUCUCUAUCUGCCCUUCUUCCUAUCAAUCCGCCCUCCUUCCUCUCUAUCCGCCCUCCUUCCUCUCUAUCCGCCCUCCUUCCUCUCUAUCCGCCCUUCUUCUUCUCUAUCCGCCCUUCUUUGUCUUUAUCCGCCCUUCUUCCUCUCGAUCCGUCCUUCUUCCUCUCUAUCCGCCCUUCUUCCUAUCAAUCCGCCCUCCUUCCUCUCUAUCCGCCCUUCUUCCUCUCUCUCCGCCCUUCUUCCUCUCUAUCCGCCCUUCUUCUUCUCUAUCCGCCCUUCUUCCUCUCUAUCCGCCCUUCUUCUUCUCUAUCCGCCCUUCUUCGUCUUUAUCCGCCCUUCUUCCUCUCUAUCCGCCCUUCUUCCUCUCUAUCUGCCCUUCUUCCUAUCAAUCCGCCCUCCUUCCUCUCUAUCCGCCCUUCUUCCUCUCUAUCCACCCUUCGUCCUCUCUAUCCGCCCUUCUUCCCCUCUAUCCGCCCUUCGUCCUCUCUAUCCGCCCUUUUUCCUCAUUAUCCGCCCUUCGUCCUCUUUAUACGCCCUUCUUCCUCUCUAUCCGCCCUUCGUCCUCUCUAUCCGCCCUUCUUCCUCUCUAUCUGCCCUUCGUCCUCUCUAUCCGCCCUUCUUCCUCUCUUUCCGCCCUUCUUCCUCUCUAUCCGCCCUUCUUCCUCUCUAUCCGCCCUUCUUCCUAUCAAUCCGCCCUCCUUCCUCACUAUCCGCCCUUCUUCUUCUCUAUCCGCCCUUCUUCCUCUCUAUCCGCCCUUCUUCUUCUCUAUCCGCUCUUCUUCCUCUCUAUCCGCCCUUCUUCCUCUCUAUCCGCCCUUCUUCCUAUCAAUCCGCCCUCCUUCCUCUCUAUCAGCCCUUCUUCCUCUCUAUCCGCCAUUCUUCCUCUCUAUCCGCCCUUCUUCUUCUCUAUCCGCCCUUCUUCCUCUCUAUCCGCCCUUCUUCUUCUCUAUCCGCCCUUCUUCGUCUUUAUCCGCCCUUCUUCCUCUCUAUCCGCCCUUCUUCCUCUCUAUCCGCCCUUCUUCCUAUCAAUCCGCCCUCCUUCCUCUCUAUCCGCCCGUCUUCCUCUCUAUCCGCCCUUCUUCCUCUCUAUCCGCCCUUCUUCUUCUCUAUCCGCCCUUCUUCCUCUCUAUCCGCCCUUCUUCCUUUCUAUCCGCCCUUCUUCCUCCCUAUCCGCCCUUCUUCCUCCCUAUCCGCCCUUCUUCCUCUCUAUCCGCUCUUCUUCCUCUCUUUCCGCCCUUCUUCCUCUCUAUCCGCCCUUCUUCCUCUCUAUCCGCCCUUCUUCCUCUCUAUCCGCCCUUCUUCCUCUCUAUCUGCCCUUCUUCCUAUCAAUCCGCCCUCCUUCCUCUCUAUCCGCCCUCCUUCCUCUCUAUCCGCCCUCCUUCCUCUCUAUCCGCCCUUCUUCUUCUCUAUCCGCCCUUCUUCGUCUUUAUCCGCCCUUCUUCCUCUCGAUCCGUCCUUCUUCCUCUCUAUCCGCCCUUCUUCCUAUCAAUCCGCCCUCCUUCCUCUCUAUCCGCCCUUCUUCCUCUCUCUCCGCCCUUCUUCCUCUCUAUCCGCCCUUCUUCUUCUCUAUCCGCCCUUCUUCCUCUCUAUCCGCCCUUCUUCCUCUCUAUCCGCCCUUCUUCCUCCCUAUCCGCCCUUCUUCCUCCCUAUCCGCCCUUCUUCCUCUCUAUCUGCCCUUCUUCCUCUCUUUCCGCCCUUCUUCCUCUCUAUCCGCCCUUCUUCCUCUCUAUCCGCCCUUCUUCCUCUCUAUCCGCCCUUCUUCCUCUCUAUCUGCCCUUCUUCCUAUCAAUCCGCCCUCCUUCCUCUCUAUCCGCCCUCCUUCCUCUCUAUCCGCCCUUCUUCCUCUCUAUCCGCCCUUCUUCCUCUCUAUCCGCCCUUCUUCUUCCCUAUCCGCCCUUCUUCCUAUCAAUCUGCCCUUCUUCUUCUCUAUCCGCCCUUCUUCCUCUCUAUCCGCCCUUCUUCUUCUCUAUCCGCCCUUCUUCCUCUUUAUCCGCCCUUCUUCCUCUCUAUCCGCCCUUCUUCCUCUCUAUCCGCCCUUCUUCCUCUCUAUCCGCCCUUAGUCCUCUCUAUCCGCCCUUCUUCCUCUCUAUCCGCCCUUCUUCCUCUCUUUCCGCCCUUCUUCCUCUCUAUCCGCCCUUUUUCCUAUCAAUCCGCCCUCCUUCCUCUCUAUCCGCCCUUCUUCUUCUCUAUCCGCCCUUCUUCCCCUCUAUCCGCCCUUCUUCCUCUCUAUCCGCCCUUCUUCCUCUCUAUCCGCCCUUCUUCCUCUCUAUCCGCCUUUCUGCCUAG
Messenger RNA from Closterium sp. Naga37s-1, 29127 nucleotides. Lineage: Eukaryota; Viridiplantae; Streptophyta; Zygnematophyceae; Desmidiales; Closteriaceae. The record is from the annotation of a GenBank genome assembly.